Morchella importuna is the source of this 687-nucleotide messenger RNA. RefSeq lists its product as uncharacterized. Gene Ontology annotation, cellular component: fungal-type vacuole membrane; Vps55/Vps68 complex. Gene Ontology annotation, biological process: protein targeting to vacuole; late endosome to vacuole transport via multivesicular body sorting pathway. The record is from RefSeq and is a predicted model, not a curated record. Bases 1 to 687 code for a protein of 228 amino acids. NCBI's taxonomy places the organism in Eukaryota, Fungi, Ascomycota, Pezizomycetes, Pezizales, Morchellaceae. The transcript has 5 exons.
AUGCACCCCCGUCGCAUCCACCACCCACACAACGCGGCGCCCAUCACCACCCAUCCAGCCUUACUCACUCAGCUCACGAUUACGACUAACUACAACCUCAUACCUACCAACCCGCCCGCCCUCAACCCACCACCACCACCAACCACCACAUCUACACCGACUACCCACUACCAACCACCAGCAAUGUCGCACCCCUUCCGCAUCCCCGUCAAGCUCCCCUCAUCCGCCACAUGCCGCUCCGCCGGCGUCUACACCUCCGGAGCUCUUUUCUCGCUCGGGUUCUGGUUCUUUGUGGAUGCGGCCGCCUAUAGCAAGGUUGCCAACCCAGGCGACGUGCACAUAAAGUUCCCGGAGUGGAUCCCGCUGAUUUGUAGCGUGUUGGGAAUGCUUAUAAUCAACUCGAUUGAGAAGUCGCGCCUCAUGGCAGACAGCUUCUCGUACAGCGGCGGCGACGUGGCGUGGAAAGCGAAGCUGGUGCUGUUUAUGGGCUUUGCGAUGCUGGCGGGCGGGCUCGCGGGGUCGGUGUGCUUCCUGAUAUUGGGUUAUAUCGUCCCUGAGUACCCGUGGCCGACACUCUACUUUGGCGUUGCGAAUGUGAUUGCGAACUCGCUCAUUAUGCUGAGUUGCGUCUCGCUGUGGCUGUCGCAGAAUAUCGAGGAGGACUACACUUAUAACCUGUCCUUGUAG